CUUCCGAAACCACUUGCUCCGAGGACGUGUGGAUGUAGGGUGCAGUCCGCCGUGUCUCCGUGGCGCAGGACAGGACGGUCGCCACGCCUUCAGGGACACCUUUAACACGGCCAGCAGCUUCCGUCUCUUCCCUCUGUCCGCCGGCAGCCGCCUGCCCACCGCCGCAACAUUUAAUUCAACAUUUGUUGAACACGCACAGCAGGCGUUUCCCCACUUCCAUCCAUCGGGCUGUGCCCCUGGAGUCCGGCUCUGUACUUCUCCCACGGAUGCGUGCUGGACGGGCUGUUCCGUGAGCCUCCGCUGAACCGGGGAAUACCUGCUGAUUGACGUCGGGAUCACUUCGGAUCAGACAUGGGGAUCAGAGUGUAGUGCCGUCAGGAAUGCCCCAGACUGUAUGCUCAGGCACCAUGUUUACCACUCCCAGUGGCUUCAGCCCUCAUCUGGCCUGUGCUGAGCCUGGGGAGGAGGAGGAGGCCCCGCAGGAAGGCCCGGGGCCCGGGGCUUGCCUGGCCGACGGGCCCCCCAUCACCUCCGCCUCUCUGGACACGCUCAUCCAGAACUUGGUGCCCACUGCCGAUUACUACCCCGAGAAAGCCUAUGUGUUUACCUUCUUGCUGAGCGCUCGUCUGUUCAUUCCUCCGCCGGAGCUGCUGGCCAGGGUGUGCGAGCUGUGCAUCAAGCAGCAGCAGCUGGACCAGAGCCCGCUCGACACGGCAAAAGUGCGCAAGUUUGGGCCGAAGAUCCUGCAGCUGCUGACGGAAUGGACAGAGACGUUCCCGUCGGACUUCAGGGACGAGAAGAUGGUCGGACUCCUGAAAGACAUAAUACACAGAAUAGCCCCGUGUGAUGAGGCUUACUGGAAAACCCUGAAUCAGGUGCUGCAGAAACUCACCCAGAGGCUGGCUGUGAUGAGCCAGGGGGAGGAGAGCAUUGUCAAGGUCUCCCUCAACGCCUCCUCCAUCUCUGACAAGCUGGUGGCCUUCAAGACCAAGCCCCCGCCCAUCCAGAAGGACAUGCUCUCCAUCUGCAACGACCCCUACACACUGGCACAGCAGCUCACCCACGUGGAGCUGGAACAUUUGAGUCAUAUCGGGCCAGAGGAAUUUGUCCAGGCUUUUGUCCAGAAGGAUCCACUAGAUGGAACGCAGCCAUGUUUCAGCGACCAGAAGAAGAAAACCACCAACCUGGAGGCUUAUGUUCGAUGGUUCAACAGACUGUGUUACCUGGUUGCCACGGAGAUCUGCAUGCCAGCAAAGAAGAAGCAGCGGGCCCAGGUGAUCGAGUUCUUCAUCGAUGUGGCGAGGGAGUGUUUCAACAUCGGAAACUUCAACUCUCUCAUGGCCAUCAUCUCUGGCAUGAACAUGAGUCCUGUGUCACGGCUGAAGAAGACUUGGGGCAAAGCCAAAACCGCCAAGUUCUUCAUCCUUGAGCAUCAGAUGGAUCCCACGGGGAAUUUUUAUAACUACAGGACCGCCCUGAGGGGGGCCGCCCAUCGCUCGCAGACCGCCAACAGCAACAGAGAAAGGAUUGUGAUCCCCUUCUUCAGUCUGCUGAUAAAAGACAUUUAUUUCCUGAAUGAAGGAUGCGCCAAUCGGCUGCCAAACGGUCACGUCAACUUUGAGAAAUUUGUGGAGCUGGCCCGGCAGGUCGGCGAGUUCAUGACGUGGAAACAGGUGGAGUGUCCGUUCGAGGAGGACGGAGGCAUCCUGCACUACCUCCACACCGCGCCCAUCUUCAGCGAGGACGGGCUUUAUUUGGCAUCCUAUGAGAGCGAGAGUCCAGAGAACCAGGUAGAGAAGGACAGGUGGAAAGCACUCAGGUCGAACGUCCUGGGGAAGACAUGAGCCGUGACGGCAGCUGAGCCUCCAAGCGACGAGAGAGCGUGACGAGUUCUCUUUGCACUAAACCGGACUGUGAAGAAACCUAGCUGGUACUUAGGUGUUUUUCUAUGAAAAAAAAAAAAAUUGUGAAUCAAAAGAAACACGAUGAACAGGAUUCAUCAGACAGAGUGUAAAGAGAAGGGAAAAAAAAAGGAAGAAAAAAACAUGUUACAGACAGUGAAGUGAAAACGUUAAGCUAAAGAACAAAAUGAGGUACCGUAUGUCGGAGAGGGACGCGGCUUCUCCUCCCCCUCCCUUCGAUGUGCAUUUACUCUGUGAAAAUGUUUACUACUAUAGAGAGAACAGUUACAGGGAAAACCACUUUAUACAAUGAGAUUCCUACUGACGCUGUCUGUUGUUUUUGUAUAUGCUUCUCCCCCACCCCAACCCAUUCUCUUUUCCCCGCUCCCUUUGGUCCAGAGUAUUUAAUUUCACCCCCCCCCCCCGAUUUCUCUUUAUUGUACUGUAAUGACACUUAAAAAUGAAGGGCGCUGGCUAGCCCGUAUCAACUGUCAGAUUUUAUAGGUCUACUGAAGGAAUGGCAACUGGGGUGUGUCUGUGGAGUCAA
This is a messenger RNA of Salarias fasciatus (jewelled blenny), 2448 nucleotides long. RefSeq names its product ras-GEF domain-containing family member 1C. The coding region runs from base 381 to 1844 and encodes 487 amino acids. The transcript has 14 exons. The record is from RefSeq and is a predicted model, not a curated record. Gene Ontology annotation, cellular component: plasma membrane. Gene Ontology annotation, biological process: Ras protein signal transduction. Gene Ontology annotation, molecular function: guanyl-nucleotide exchange factor activity. Lineage: Eukaryota; Metazoa; Chordata; Actinopteri; Blenniiformes; Blenniidae.